GGAGUAGGCAGGAAUGGGGUACUGAUUGUGGAUGAUCAGCCAUGACCACAUUGAAUGGCUGUGCUGGCUCAAAGGGCCGAAUGGCCUACUCCUGCACCUAUUGUCUACUGUCUAUACUGCUUUUGACCGAGUUAUAGUUACUGCUACUGUCUCUCCCUUCAUUUGUGAUUUAUCGUGGGCAGUAUGUGCUAACCGUGAAAUGUGAAUGCCGCAAUCAUGUUGAUAAGUCAUUGUUAGAUUUAUGUACUGCUAGGAGUAAAGCAACAAGAAAUGUGCAUGGAUGUCGAUGUGACACUUUAAUUUUGUUUUCACAGACUGACUAACUUAGCAAACUGCAGUUGUAAUAUACUGCCAUUGGCAAUAUGUAAGCCCUGUGUUAAUAUAAAAAGAUUGUUAAUUCAUCUCGUAUUAAUACCUACAUUCCCUGAAUAAACCUUGUUAUUUUUACAACCCUGCAAUCAACCAGCUUUCUUUUAUUAUAUUUUCUAGGUGCAUUUCUGAUUCCUUACACAGUCAUGCUGGCACUCGCUGGGAUGCCAAUGUUUUUCUUGGAAUCAUCUUUUGGGCAGUUUGCCAGCCUUGGGCCUGUUGCAGUGUGGAAAGCUGUGCCAAUACUACAAGGUGUGGGUGUUGCUAUGCUUCUCUUUGAAGUAUUUGGCAAUAUUUCUUAUUGCUGCAUCAUCGCCUACAGCCUGUUCUACCUGUUUGCUUCCUUCCAAUCCCCCCUGCCGUGGUCAGACUGCUUCAGCUGGUGGGGUGCGGAUGAAACCUGCAGCAAGACACCCCGAGAUCUGCUCUGCAAUUUCACCCUGGAUGGUGAAUACUUUGGGAUUGUUAAUACAACAUGGUUGAACACAAACAACAAAACUUGCUCAGAUGGAUCAGAAGUCUACAUUCCUCACCAUGGACCAAGUGAGCAAUACUGGGAUAAAGCGGUUUUACGACGAUCAAGUUCCAUGGAGGAGACAGGGGAGAUCGUGUGGCAUUUAGCCCUGUGUCUACUUCUAGCCUGGUUGAUCGUUGGAGCUGCCUUGUCCAAAGGAAUCAAAUCUUCAGGAAAGGUGGUUUAUUUCACUGCAACAUUUCCAUAUGUGUUUCUGAUCAUACUUCUUAUUCGAGGAGUUACCCUUGAAGGAGCCUAUAAAGGGAUUGAAUUCUACAUUGGAUCUAAAUCCGAUUUCUCUAAGCUGGCUGUUGCUGAGGUCUGGAAAGAUGCUGCAAUACAGAUUUUCUUCUCCUCGUCAGUGGGUUCUGGCACUCUAAUAACCCUGUCAUCCUACAACAAAUUCCACAACAACUGUUACAUCGACACCAUCAUUGUCUGUGUGGUGAACUGUGCCACGAGCGUGUUGGCUGGAUUUGUCACCUUCUCAAUCCUUGGACACAUGGCUCAUGUACAAGACAAGCCCAUUUCAGAUGUGGUACAGUCAGGUUUCGGUUUGGCUUUCAUCGCCUACCCGGAGGCUCUUGCACAGCUGCCUUGGGCUCCUCUAUGGUCCAUUUUGUUUUUCUUCAUGCUGCUUACUCUUGGACUUGACUCUCUGUUUGCAGCUGUAGAAAAAGUUAUAACCAUUCUGCAGGACCAGUUCCCUCUGUUUCUGAUAUCAAAGCGCCUGAGACUGACAACUGCCAUUUGCUUGUUAUUUUAUUUUCUUGGCCUUGUAUGUGUAACACAGGCAGGGAUUUACUGGAUAAACUUAAUUGAUCACUUUUGUACGGGAUGGGGCCUCAUUAUUUUAGCUCUGCUGGAACUCGUCGGUCUCAGCUGGAUUUAUGGAAUAAACAGAUUCAUCAAGGACAUUGAGAUGAUGAUUGGGGAAAAGAACUGGCUCUUCUGGCUGUGGUGGAGAGUGUGUUGGCUCGUUAUAUCUCCGUGCUUGCUUUUGGCAAUUUUAUCCUGGUCUUCAGCAACUUUUUCUCGACCAACAUAUGGAUCUGUUCAGUACUCUGAACAGGCGACAACACUUGGCUGGUGUAUGAUCACCUUCUGCAUUAUGUGGAUCCCCAUCAUUGCCAUUGUGAGAGUUGCCCAAGCUGAAGGCUCCACCUUAUGGCAGGGACAGAGCAGGUGAAGGAGAUUGAAGCAGCAUUCCUGGAGACGAAGCAGGAGACUGUGGCACAGGCAAAGUCUUCACUGGCAGAGGAGCCGUUGCGGACGCAGUUUGUGGUGCUGGUAGAGGCGGAAGAGUGCCGCUAGGCACAGAUGGAAGUGUACUAGUACGGUCUUGAUAAUACGUAGGAGGAACUGGCUCAUUCACAGACAGGAUAUGUGGUGGCAGUGGCCUACUUAUUUUGUUCAAACCAUUGUUUUUGAAUGUCACGCUUCUGUUGUAACCUGGAUUGAACCUCCUCAGGUGGAAUCACCUGUGGGAUCAAUGCCUGAUUUGCUACAGGCACCGUAGCACGGGUCUGCCUCGAUAAUAAACGUUGAGGGGGUGAACCCAAAAUGGGGUAACGUGAGAUGUUGCGUAAGUUGAGCAGAUCCAGAAAUACAUCGGAUUUAGCUCUGUGUGAACGGUCCAUGAGCUAUUUGGCACUUUUGACAGCUCGUUCAGCCAGCCCAUUAGACUGUGGAUAUUCAGGGCUGCUGGUAAUGUGGCAAAGAUUCCAGCGUCUAGCAAACUCCCUGAAGUGUUGGCUGAUGAAUUGUCAGUUAGCAGUCUGCCCGGAGAUCCGUGGACUGAAAAAUGGCGAGAUAACUUCGAAAUCACUCUGUUGGAAGUGGGGCUGCUAAAAAAGUCAAUGUCAAACCAUUCUGAAUACAAAUCGAUGAGUACCAGGUACUGCUUGCCAUGCCAAUCAAAUAUGUCAGCUGCCACUGUUGACCACAGGAGUGCAGGUAAAAGAAGUGGUUGCUUUUGUUGGUGAGGUGCCAAGCUGUUGCACACUGCACAGGAUGCCACAUUCUUGGUGAUGUAGUCGGCCAUGCCAGGCCAGUAAAACAUGCUUUUUGCCCGUGGGACAGUAGCAUCAGCGCCUGGGUGCCCUGCAUGGACAGCAUUAAAAUACCGGUUGUGCAGCAAAGCAGGAAUCACAACCUUGUGUCCUUUUCAAAUAAUGCCAUCCUGCAGCACUAGCUCAUCAUGGACGACAAAGAAAGGCCGGACUCGCAGCAGAACGUUGUAGUGUUUGUCUGACGGAGGUAACCCAUCAGCAGCUGUGCAGGCAACUAAAUCUUCCAUACAGGACGAGGGGAUAAAAGACAGGACCAUUACAAUAAAGUCAUCAUUCAGCGAGGGCGGAUUCGCGCAGGUCUUCCGGGUGCACGCGAGAGAGUGUCAGCCAGGUACAUAUCCUUACCGCGUUUGUGGAUCAGAACAAUGUCAUAUUUUUGAAGUUGCAGCAACAUCCGCUGUAGGCUCGCUCGAGAGGCGUGGAUCAGUUUGUUGAAAAUGCUGAUCAGAGGUUGGUGGUCAGUUUCAAUCGUGACCGUGAGACCAAAGAUGAAAUCGUUGAAUUUCUUGCAGGCGAAAACAUCCGCCAACAGCUCUUUCUCAAUUUGGGCAUAUCGUUGUUCUGUGUCGGUCAUGGUGUGCAAGGCAUAGGCAACAGGUUUCUCUAUAUCUGCAUGUUUAUUUGAACAUUUGUUGAGUAUGUCUGGAGCUACAGAGGAGCAGUCUUGUAUAUAUGUUCUCACAUAAUCCCUUACUUGGAGGUAUCUAAAAUAGUUAUUGGUGUUCAAUUCGUAUUUCUCCUGCAAUUCUUGAAAGGAGGAAAGAGUCCCCUUCUGAUAAAGGUGUCCCACAGUAUUGAUUCCCUGAUUCUUCCAUUGAACAAAAACCGCAUCUAGGGUAGAAUGUU
Molecule: messenger RNA, 3801 nt
Organism: Leucoraja erinaceus (little skate)
Lineage: Eukaryota; Metazoa; Chordata; Chondrichthyes; Rajiformes; Rajidae
Product: sodium- and chloride-dependent neutral and basic amino acid transporter B(0+)-like
Exons: 12
Coding region: 516-2072 (518 amino acids)
Biological process (GO): sodium ion transmembrane transport
Cellular component (GO): membrane
Molecular function (GO): L-proline transmembrane transporter activity
Source: RefSeq, a predicted model, not a curated record